UUGAAUCGAGAUCAAUAAGUGAAGUAUUAGUUGAUGUGAGGGGUAUUAGCAUUUCAUGAACAAUAAUUUGUUGGGUAAAUGGAUUCCACGCGUGCGACGAAUUGGUUGUUUCAACCCAAGAUCAAAUGAAAUGAUUGAAGGGUAAAAUUCGGGGAUUAUGAAGAUUGUAAUGUUGUUAUUCACACCGUUCCGUUUCCUCCCAGUUUUUUGACCACUGCCGGAAGGUGCCCUUCAAGUGUAUCGUUUCGCGGUGAACGUAUGUGCACCUACUUCUCAUGACAGCGUAUUACCAUAUCAGAUUGCAAGAGCGGGAUUGGAAGCGAAAUUCAAAGGAUUGAGAGGAAUGCACGAGCUAAAUACCCAAACAUUAUUCCAACAUGACGGUGCAGUUUUGUAGUGGAGCAUGAUAGGACAAGUGCUACUUGGGCCUUACACACAUGUGCGCUAGGACAAUAUGCAGAGGUAUGGUCCGGUUACAAUCUAGUAACUUUCUGACUCCACAACAAGGCUUUGGUGGGUUCCAUUGGUAUCCUAAUCGAUGGAAGGAAAAGUCUACAAGGAGAUUAUCUUGUUUCCACACUUCGGACCUGUAGUCUGGCGUUGAAAGAAGCAGAAGGAGAUGUAUAGAGAGAUACUAUCUACUGCACAAAAUAGGUUCUACUUCCGCAAUAGCACUGUGAUAUGGAACCUGGUAUCAUAGCCAAAGAAUAAUUGAAUGAGAUGACGUGGUGAGUGUGCAAAGGAGCUACCGAAAGGGAGGGUAGCAUCGCUAGCACAUUUUAUCCCAGUCUGGACGGGGCAUACUCCCCAUGGUACGUGAAGAAGAUACCAAUCUCGUACUACAGUUAUGAAGAAUGAUAACAGCAUCGGAGAGAGCGAAUAUGGGAUAUCAACCUUUAGGAUUGGACUCGAUUACUUCCCCUCAUCCGAAUGAGACUCCGUAUGUACAAUCCCUCCGGGGUAGGGAACUCGCUCCUGGUGGGUCUUCUUGCCCUGAUCCAUCUGGACUUCCUAAUGGAGCGUUCGGAGUCCUCCUUUUUCGGAUAGAAACAAUAUUCACUAAUUUGUCAUGAGCUGUUCAAGACAGAUGGAAAACUUUAUAUAUACUCCCAUCAUCUCACCAGCUAUUUCGCAGAUCAAGCCUUGCUCGAAAACCACCAGAAUUUGCACCUGCUUCCAUCGUUCCAGAUCAGAUAUUCCCUUCGUGUCUCAUCUACCUCAACAAGCAAAAUCUAGCACGAGGGUCUUAGCCAAUAUCUUACUGGGACUUCCUCCGCAGUCGAUCAACUACAAUCGCCUCUUUACCGUAUUAUUGCUUGUUCUGUUCACCUGAUUUCAAUAUGGGAGAACCAGAAAAGGUCGUCGAGUCGCCAGAUGUUCGCAGCUUGGCGGACUCCAGCGAGAUGGGCGAAUCGACCAAAGUACCACCAUCACCAUCCUCUAGCAGUUUGGCAGAAUCAAAUAGUUCUGGAGGCUCAAGUUUGAUGAAAGUAUCUGUGGAUCCUAAGCUUCUGGAAGAUGUCGCAAAACAAUCUGCUACGCCUGUUCUGCGAUUCUAUCGCUUCAUCACCUCCGAAUAUCGACUUCUGUUCACAAUCGUGUUUUGCCUCAAUUUGGGAGGUGCCGUAGGAUUCCUGUACGAAUGGGCUACCAAUGGGACACCAAGCAAAACAACAGCUGCUUUGGCAACCUCGAUUAACCUGGUGGUCGCUAUUGUCAUUCGGGAAGAGCAUGUCAUCAAUGGUUUGUAUACCAUUUUUGCAUCCGCGCCAAAAAGCUUUCCAUUGUGGAUCCGCCGACGCAUGGGGAAGAUCUACCACUUGGGAGGUCUUCAUUCCGGAUGCGCCUCAGCUGCAACAUUUUGGUUCAUCCUUCUCUCUAUCGAAACUAGCUGGAGGGGACCGUACCACGCGGAAAAGAUCAUCCUACUCAUCAUUAUCUACAUUUUGGAUAUUCUUCUCAUCUCAAUGAUUGUCAUGGCUCAUCCAUCAAUUCGUGCAAAACUCCACAACAGCUUCGAAAUCAUCCAUCGAUUUGCUGGGUGGUCAGCACUUGCACUGCUCUGGACUCUCACCGUACUCAAUAGUGAUGUCGAGCGAUCGUCUACUCAAAAAUUGACCAAGGUUCUACUAGUCAAUCCCAACAUGUGGCUUCUCGCUGUCGCUACAUGGAGCAUCAUUAUGACCUGGCUUAAUUGCCGAAAGGUCAAGGUUCAAUCAGAACAACUUUCAACACAUGCCUUGCGCAUUUACUUCGACUACGUUAGGCCUUCACCAGGAACAACUAUUCGCAUAUCCAGCAGCCCCCUCUUCGAAUGGCAUGCAUUCGCCACCGUCGCAGACCCAAAGAAAGACGGCUUCUCUCUCAUUAUUUCGAACGCAGGUGACUGGACCAAAAAAUUGAUAAGCGAACCACCGAAGGAGGUUUGGGCUCGUCGUACGCCCACAUGUGGUGUGUUACGAAUCGCUCCAAUGUUCCGAAGUAUCUUACUCGUCGCUACCGGCUCUGGAAUCGCACCCUGCUUACCGGUCAUCCUUGCACAGCAAACUAGAAUCAAUCUCUUUUGGUCGACUCGAGACCCAUUGACGACCUAUGGUGAUGAAAUCGGUGGCAUUAUCAAAGCACUAGGGCCUAACGCAUACAUCCAUAAUACGACGACCAUGGGGAGACCCGCGACACUCCCUCUUGUGAUACAACAGUACCGGGACACUGAAUCUGAAGCUGUCAUUGUCAUUUCGAAUCCGAAAUUGACUAUAAAACUCGUGCAGGAUCUAGAAUACCUUGGAAUUCCUGCCUUUGGUCCUAUUUGGGACUCGUAGGAGAAGAGCUGGCUAGCAUCAAUUCCGUACCUCCGCUCCUUCGCCCUCAUUCCCAGUAAAUUUGGACAUCACGAUAAUGAACCAUGUGCUGUUAAUUUCCUAUCAAUUUAUAAUCGGCUCCGGAGGCUGUUAUUCCGUUUGUUGUGGCGUUUGUUGGUUUUUGUGCUUCUUUCCCAUACGAUAUACGACUUAUGUUUGGUUUCUGUAUCUUCUUUCAAUAUAGAAGGAUGGAGUAGGAAAAGUACGAGUAGACGUUAGUCAAUUAGAUCAAUAGAAUAGAUUAUCCUUAUCGUCCCGCAAUGACUUCAUCUGAUACUUACUUACUGCACUAUCUCCUGACAACUAGUACCGGAGUUUCCAAUAACGGAUUCCCCCUUACAUGCCCAGUAAAUCUAUGGAGCUAGGUAGGUACCCAUCUUUCUUCAACGCCAUCUUACAGUGGAAGACAGGGGCCGCAGCGCAGGAUUCUGACGCCACGUGCCCGGCACGUGAGGGAGAUAUGGAUCCAUGUUCAAAAUUUGAAGAUUGGAGAAGGUUGAAGUGUAGAAUACGACACAACAUGAUCAAGAGUGACCUUUCCGCGGGAGAGAAGGUCGACGAAGCAGUGUAAAGAGAAAAGAUGUAUGAGGACCAAAUUGAGUUGAACCAAAUCGUUGCCCGUUCGUUCAUGGUUGUGGCGAG
Molecule: messenger RNA, 3500 nt
Organism: Sclerotinia trifoliorum
Lineage: Eukaryota; Fungi; Ascomycota; Leotiomycetes; Helotiales; Sclerotiniaceae
Source: the annotation of a GenBank genome assembly